Molecule: messenger RNA, 1427 nt
Organism: Oncorhynchus masou masou (cherry salmon)
Lineage: Eukaryota; Metazoa; Chordata; Actinopteri; Salmoniformes; Salmonidae
Exons: 4
Coding region: 1-1161 (386 amino acids)
Biological process (GO): regulation of apoptotic process
Source: RefSeq, a predicted model, not a curated record
AUGGAGUUUCUGCUGGAGAAUAAGCCGCUCCUAAUAGAGAUUCUGUCAGAGGAACCCGGCAAUAUUCUCCAGUACGCCCAUUCAAAGAAACUAGUGGAGCAGCGUGAAUACAACAUCCUCUCCCACCUGCAAUCCAGUCAGCCUCCAGAGACUACAGUCAUCAAGCUACUGGACAUGCUGAGAGAGAGAGGAGAGAAGUACUGCCAUGGUUUUGUGGCCCUCCUGCAUAAGCAAGAGAUCAUCGCAAACUUCCCCAGACUCAAAGAGCUGGACUGGACCACCUUCAAAGACUCUAGUGCCCCUGACCCACCCCCAGUCCCACCAAGCAUCAGAGCAGCAGAGAGUCGCAGCGACCUUGAUGGGAGGGUCAAGGAUGUGGCUCUAGCUGACCUUCAAGAGGACAAAGAAAACACAGAAAAUGCUGUAAAACAGAAGGUGAACGUUACAGUGGAGGUGAUUCAGAAACUGAAAGAGGGCCAUUGUAAAAUGAGAUUUAACAAAAGCAUGCCCAUGGUGGAAUACCUAGUCGGUCAUAUUGUAGAUGAUUCAACAACACUCACAAACCUGACCGUGUGGGGUCGUGAAAACACGGUCGAAGAGGGGAAAUGGUACCGGGUCACCAAUGUUUCUGUUGCUAAGUAUGGGGGUAAAACCGUGCUGAACACAACACCAGAAUCUACUCUCGUCAACGUGGCCAGUGGUAGGAAAUGUGAUCUGCCACACAACAUGGUGCAGCCUGAGAAGUUUGAGGGGAAAAUCAUUGGAUGCUGGUUGUCCCAAGAGUACACUUGCCCAGAAGCGCACCAACUGGAGAGCGUGGACACCACUGAAAAGAUGGUGACUUGUAAGCAUUGCCCUAUGUCGUACAUACUAUCCCUGAUGGGAAGGACAACUAGAGGGAAGCUCUCCAUACAAUCUGAUGAUCUGGUCAGCCGGGUGUUCACUGUAGAGGACCAUGUCAUCAGAAAUGUUCUGCGAGGAAGGUGGGAGGGCAGAGAGUCUCUGAAGGACAUUGAGGACGCGCUGGUCGAACUGCCACCAGUGACAGUUACUGUUCUCAAUGGUCAUGUGUCAACCGUUACAACUCAAAGAGUCAGGAUGUCACCACACAGGAUGAGAAGAGGAAUAUUACUGCGCAACAGCGCGUUUAGUCUGGACUGAUGGUUUUGUUUAACCUUUAUCUAACUAGGUAAGUCAGUUAAGAACAAAUUCUUAUUUACAAUGACGGCCUACCAGAAGGCAAAAGGCCUCCAGGGGGACGGGGGAUUAAAAUAAAGACAUAGGGGCGUGGUUCCUUUAGUCAUUUUGAUAUCACCUGGGCCACUGCUUCAAUAUGUCUUAAAUGAAAAACGGCAAGCUGAAAAUGUAAAUAGAUUGAUAAUAAAAAAAAAAAAAAAAAUUUAAAACGUUUCUUUUUAUUAUGUGUC